This is a messenger RNA of Lodderomyces theae, 3378 nucleotides long. RefSeq lists its product as uncharacterized. Gene Ontology annotation, biological process: regulation of DNA-templated transcription. The transcript has a single exon. Gene Ontology annotation, molecular function: RNA polymerase II complex binding. Gene Ontology annotation, cellular component: Cdc73/Paf1 complex. The record is from RefSeq and is a predicted model, not a curated record. Bases 1 to 3378 code for a protein of 1125 amino acids. Lineage: Eukaryota; Fungi; Ascomycota; Pichiomycetes; Serinales; Debaryomycetaceae.
AUGGAGGAGGCUACUGACAUAUCAUACUACAUUGGAAAAGAUGGGCUUGAGGCGUUGAGAGCACUUGAUGUUCCAUUGGAAGAGGGUGAUGUCGUCUCCAUCAAUUUGGCAAGCAUCGAUGAACAAGAACCCAGUGAGAUUACUCAGUUUCUCGCUGAUACCAAAAGUGGUAAAAACUAUUGGAUCAUUGUGGCUCGAGCUUAUGCGCAAUUGGGGAAAUUGGAGGAUGCAGUUAAAAUCAUCAAGUCGGCGUUGGAUUCGAAGCAUUUUGGCAAUGAAGAUACAAAGACUCUAGAAUUUUUUUUGAUAUGGUUGCAUUUCAAAUAUGCUUCCAUGGGCAUUGACAAGAGUAACCAUUUAGUGGAAGCGGGCACUAGUAUUGCCGACUUGGCCUCCAAAGUACAGAAUGAUGCACAAACUACGGCCGUAAAUAGUGCGAGCAACUUGUUGGCUCAAGCAGUGAUGGCAUUGUAUCAGGGUCACAAUGAUGAAGCAUCAACGAUAUUUGAAAAGAUAUUGAAAAGAGAUCAAAAUAAUACAUUUGCCUUAUUGGGUAAAGCGCAGGCGUUGUUGAAUAAAUCGAAAAACUAUGCAAGUGCGUUGAAGUUGUAUCAGCAAGUGUUGAUCUUGAAUCCGGCUACCAAACCAGAUCCUAGAUUGGGGAUUGGGUUGUGCUGUUGGUUUUUGAAUGACGAAAAAAUGGCAGUCCAAGCAUGGGAGCGUGCCCUUGAACUUGACCCAAGUAAUUUGAAAGCAAGGAUAUUUUUGAACUUGGCACAUUUCCACAAUGCAUUUAAUAGCUCCUGGAGUGAUGAAGAUUUUGUCACCAAUUACGUGACUUGUUUGAAUGAAUUGUCAAAGAUCCACAAGGCAAAUGUACAUGACUCCACCGUGUUGUUGGUUCUAGCAUCGUACUACUACUCCAAAGCCAAUUUUGAAACUGUUGAGAAAUUGUUGAAAAAAGUUGUCAAGGAUAUAACCGGUGAUGAUACUUUGACCAAACUCACCACCCAUUCUAAAGCAUCAAAGUACGACUCAACUGUGUUGUCCGAGUGUGGGACAUGGUUAGCAAGAGUAAAAUUUAGUGAGGGUAAUUUCAUUCAGGCCUCCAAGUACUUUCAAGAAGCAAUUAAGUUGAACGAUUUGAACAUUGUGGCCAAAUUAGGAUUGGGCCAAUCACAGUACAACAGAGGCUCAGUAGAGGAGGCAACAUUAACAUUUGAAUCAAUUCUACGCAGCAAUGCCAAUUGUUUGGAGGCGAUUUACUCUCUUGGUGUUAUUUAUGCCAAACAAAGCUCAAAGAAGAAGAAGGAACUUGCAGUUCAGAAUUUGGAGAGAUAUAUUAGACUUUCCAACAGUAGGGGUUUAUCAUCUAGCAAGAAUGAUAACGAUUUUUCAUUAAACAAAGAACCAAUCGCAUUAAAUGCUUAUUUAACUUUGAGCAAGUUGUAUGAAAAUACUGACUUGACUCAAGCACUUGCAUACUUGAACAAGGCAGUCCAAGCGAGAAAGCAAGUGGGCAAAGACGUGCCUUUGGAAGUCUACAACAAUAUUGGAGUUUUUCAAUUCACAAGGCAAAAUUUCAAAGGAGCGUUGGAGAAUUUCCAAAUGGCGGUUGAUCAAUUGGAUGGCGCCGAAUUUUUAAGUCCCGAUGGCGAUGUGUUGGUUGAUUUGCCCAGUGAUUUGAAAGUUAGUUUGACCUUUAACUUUGCCAGAACAAAGGAGCUUUCGGAUGAGCAAGAAGCGUUGAAAACUUACGAGUCGUUGUUGUUGGAGUGUCCUCAUUAUUUCUCUGCCAAGUUGCGUAUCUUAUUCUUGUCUUGUAUCCUGGAGACUGGCUUGACGCCAAAGGAAAUCCAAUCUGAGAUUGAGGAAUUGUUGAAAUUGAAUGCAUCCGAUUUGGAAGUUAGGUCAUUUUAUGGCUGGUUUGCCAAGAAUUUUGGCAAGAAGUUGGGCAUGAAACCGGAUGCAGAUACCGCUUUCCAGAAAGAGACCCUUGUGGAAUACGAUAAACACGAUUGCUAUGCUUUGCUUUCGUUGGCUAAUAUUUAUUGCGUUUUGGCCAGAGAUUUGAAAGGCUCUAGUGUGGAAGAGAAAAAGAGAACUUACUAUGUAAGAGCCACUGAAUUGUACACCAAGGUCUUGACUGUCGACCGAAAGAAUGUUUAUGCUGCACAAGGGUUGGCGAUUGUUUAUAUUGAAAACAAAGAGUCUACAAAAGGAUUGGACAUCUUGAGAAAGAUCAGAGACUCACUUAAUGAUAUAUCAGUGUAUUUGAACCUUGGACACGUUUUAUGUGACGUGAAGCAAUACGGAAAGGCUAUUGAGAAUUAUGAGCUCGCAUUGACUAGAUUUACUGACGGUAAGGACGUGCAGAUCUUGACGUUUUUGGGUAGAGCUUGGACUCUUCGAGCCAUCAAUGAACAAAGUUUGACCUUUUUCAAGACUGCUUUGGACUAUACUAAACAAGCAUUCAAUUUGACCAAGGGGUCUAAAUCGGCGUUAUUAUUCAACAUCUCCUACAUCCAAUUCCAAAUUGCCGAUUUUAUCACCAAACUUCCGGUUCAAAAGAGACAGCCACAAGAUAUAAGUGAUGCUAUAACUGGAUUAAACGAAGCAAUAGAGACAUUGAUUCAAUUAUCGUCAGAUGAAGAGAAACAUCCGCCUUACCCAAAGGACGAGUUACGAGGAAGAGCCAAUUUGGGUUCAAGCACAUUGUUGAACCGAUUGACCAAUGCUCUUGACGAAACCAAGGAAAAUAUUGCUGAAGUUGAGCACAGACUUGAGACAGCUAAGCAGUUACGAGAACAGGAGAAGGUUGCUCAACUUCAAAAGGAGCAAGAGAGGAUCAAUGCCAUGAAGGAGAAAGAAGCUGAAUUGGCCAAACAGAGAGCUGCAUUGCAGGAACAAGCGCAACAAUGGGCGGAAGAAGCAAGAAUGAAUGUGGAUGCCAAUGAAGAAGAGGAGAAUGAUGAUAAGUUGUUUGAACAGGAGUUGGAAGGCGGAGACGGUAAAAAGAAAAAUAAAAGUGGAAAAAGCAAAAGUAAAGGUAAAGCAAAGAAAGGUAAGAGUGGUAGAAAAGUUGUUUCAGAUAGUGAAGAAGAAGAAGAGGAAGAAGCUGAAUUUUCCAACGAUGAUGAGCCCAAGUCGAAUGGUAAGCGACAACGUGUCUCUGAUGAUGAAGAUGGUGAUGGCAACGAUGUGGUUUCGAAUGGAUCAAAAAGAAAGAAAACGCUGCAUUUGUCUAAUGAGUUCAUCAAGGAUAGUGAUGAAGAGUUGGAAGACGAUGAUCUAUUUGGGGAUGAGAAAGAGAGUGAAGAACAAGGUGAAGAGCAUGUGGAAGAGCAGAAGGAAGAGAAAGGUGAUGAUGCAGAGUAG